Molecule: messenger RNA, 3585 nt
Organism: Suillus subalutaceus
Lineage: Eukaryota; Fungi; Basidiomycota; Agaricomycetes; Boletales; Suillaceae
Product: CHAT domain-containing protein
Exons: 16
Coding region: 19-3456 (1145 amino acids)
Molecular function (GO): protein binding
Source: RefSeq, a predicted model, not a curated record
UCAGACCAAUUGUUCACGAUGGACACUCGUGCAUUGAACCAUAUUCUCACCCAUAGUAGCGAUUACCAGAAGUCCGGUAUAAUCUUGCUAGAAUUUUGGGCGAAGGUGGGUGCCAGUGUGUCUACUGUUAUCUCAGAGUGUCUGAAGUGGUCUCGGGUACAAUUCACUUCCACUCAUGGCGGUCUCAGGGGCUCAACGUCGUCAAGAAGGACCAUGAACCCUGCCUUUGGACCCGCUCAGAUCUGUGCACUAACGGACAUCUUCAUCAGGAAAUUGAUCAAGCAUUCAAACUUUGUCUCGCUGACGUCCAAGCGCUCCGAUCGGAAGCCACGUUUCAUGAACCUCUUUCGAGGGGUCGAACUGAACGACACUGAUGUCAUAUUAUUCAAUUUCAACAAGCGAAAAUUAUUGUCUCAAUCCGACCGGGUCAACGGCGCUGAUUUCCACCCUCGUGACCUAACAGGUCUGUACAACAGUUCCGUCAACACCUACAACCACGAAACUGGCGCACUUGUCAAGACUCUCGAGGUCUCUUUUGUCCUUCUCUGUCAAAUAUUUGAGUCAUACGUGGAAGAUGAGCGCAAACACAUCUCUGUUACAUUACAGAGUCAGUUGACGUGCUCUAUUGAGGUUCUUGGACAGUUGCGCAUACCCGCAGGCAUCUACAUAUCCAUCAAUAUCGACCCGAAGAGACAUUGGAAAUCAACCAUCAAAAUUCUAUCAUCUGACAAAUCCGUAGCGUGGGGUGAUACUGUGACUCUAUCAUCACAUGCAUCACCUGCAUUCUCAGUGGAGAUCAGGGCAUCCUAUGAGGUUGACCAAAUGCUAGGCAGUGGAGAGGUCAUCGGGAAACUCCAAAAGUCGUGGGACGAGCUACUCGGUCAUGGAGAUGAACCCUUCGCACUGUCCUUCCCACCCGUUCGUGGUGUCCACCCUUCCCUCACGCUGAAGGCCGCCAUUGUACAUACUUGCGACGAUCAGGACGGCGCACUGUCUUAUUCCCUCAUAGACUCCGAGAUUGCUCGAGACACAGAUAUGGGCCACGCACAAUUUGCCAAAUACGUGACACUCAAGAGACCCUUUCACCUGUGCCGUGCCGUGGAGCAUUUUCAGCUGGUUCUGGACCAGCGUCCGGUCGAUCAUCCUGACCAUGCAGGGGCUCUCACCAACCUCGCGUAUGCCCGCCUUGAAAGCUAUAUCCAAGGCUAUCUUCAAGAUAUUGAGACCACCACUUCCCGCUUUCGCGAAACCCUUGCAUUGCGUCCCCAGGGUCACCCUGAUCACGCAUCAACCCUCUAUAAUCUCAUCACCGCAUUGAAUUCGCGCUACCGGAAGGAGCAUACCGCUGUCCACAUUCACGAAUCCGCAGAGCUAUGCUGCAAGCUACUGCCCAUUUGUCCAGAGGGCUCCUACCUUCGUAGCAACAGCAUAGACAGUGUAGUCGAUUAUGUGUUCAGCGAAUACAACAAUCUCCCAAUCGACACAUCUGAUGAAAGCAUCCACCUUCGACGAAAUGUACUCGAGCUCUAUCCUGUGGGCCAACAACUUCGUCCUAGGGCCCUUCACUUACUUGCACGGGCAAUAGGAGCCAGAUUCACUCAGCGUGGCAGCGUUGAUGAUAUAGACGAGACUAUACAACUUCGUCAUGAAGCUGGACCGCCCUCGUCACCCGUUUUCACGCACGUGGCGACAGUGACGAUAUUACCCGAGCUAUUAACCUCUAUCGCGAGGCACUGGCAUUGCGCCCACGUAGACCGUGCCGCCGCGCUUAGCAACCUUGCUCUUGCGCUCAAUAUCAAAUAUAACAAAUUUCAUGUCAUCAAGGAUCUUAACGAGGCCAUCGGUAUCGCGAAUCCUUUCGGGCACACUCGGAAGAACACAGAUGUUGAGGAGGCCAUCAAUCUCUGUCAAGAAUCAUUGGUGGCUUUAUCUUCACUGCACCCGGACAUGUUUUCAGUUACUCGCGGCUGCAGAUGGCCUAUUUAUCUUAUUAAGAAGUCAGUCCUCGUGAUUUGUCACUCGCUGUUGAGAACUUCAGACUGGCAUCACGGCACCCCACUAGGAUUCCCAGAUCGCAUCCAUCUGACACAUAAUUGGACCAUCGCAAUAUUGGAGCAGCAUGAUCAUCGAUCUGCACUAGAGGCCUACUCAACGUUUUUCGAGCUUCUGGAUGCUCAUUUGUCGACACGAUCAUCGGCAACUUCACGGCGCAAAGCUGCCGCUAACAUCCGUUAUUCCAGAACACUACCUGUAGAUGUGCCAUCCGCUGGGACAAUUUGCGACAAGCAGUGGAACUCGUGGAGCAGGGCCGUAGCCAUCAAUGCACAUCCGAAACUGGCGCACAAUUAUUUAGAGCUGAGCGGGCAUGUCUCCAAUGCCGCACAGAACUCUGCACCGAUCACUGACACAGCUGCUGCUGAUCGGGCAGCAACCGAGUACAGGAAACUUACGGAACGGUGGGAGGCUGCAGUAGCUGAAAUCCGGAAUCUUCAAGCUUUCUCGCGGUUCCUGCUCCCGCCGUCAUAUGCUGACUUGCAAGCGGCUGCACGUCAUGGCCCAGUCAUCAUCCUCAUUGCCCGUAAAUACUCGUGCAGCGCUAUCAUUGUCCCGACGUCAGGAGAGCCCCAUCACACUCCCUUACCGUCUGUCACUCUCGCAGAUCUAAAUAAUCUCAAGGUUCGCUUCACCAAGGCAAUACGAUACACAUCUAUCAUAGGCCCAAAAGUGCCGCGGAACGAUUUAAUAGUCCUCUUGCGGACAGUAUGGGACGAGACCAUGCUACCCAUUGUCAACGUCCUCCAGCACAACCUGAAACUAAAAUUUCGUUCUCGAAUCUGGUUGUGUCCAACUGCGGUAUUUACUUCCAUUCCUCUGCACGCAGCUCACCCGUUUCGAACGAAGGCAGAUAACUCUAACCUGGAGCCAUGCCUGGAGGAUCUUUACAUCUGCUCUUACACGCCGACACUUUCGGCAUUGAUCCAGACGGAUGAUGAAGCCGCACUAUUGGCUGUCGACGGCGAGCUCAAGCUUGUCCAUAAGCUCGUCCCUGCGAUAGCCACCCGUACAAUUAUUUUUGGUAAGGUAGCCACACGCGUAGGCGCGCUCGAAGCUUUGCAGGAGAACACCUGGGUGCACCUCGCUUGUCAUGGACCUUACAAUUCCCAUUUCGUCAUGGGAGAUGAACCUCUGACGUUGCUCGAUAUCAUGAAGAGAGACAUUCCGCACGUCGAGUUCGCCUUCUUGUCCGCUUGUCAUACCGCCGUUGGCGAUGAGGAGAUGCCCGACGAAGUCAUUCAUCUUGCUGCUGGCCUCCAGCUUUCAGGGUUCAAGAGCAUCGUUGGCACGCUGUGGGAAGUUAACGAUGCUGUCGCGAAACACGUCGUCGAAGCUUUCUACAGGAAUAUGUUCAAACAUUUGAAGGAUUGUGGUGCCAUGGACUGUACGAAGGCAGCCUGAGCACUCAACCGUGCUACACAAGCUGUGAAGACGAAAGUGCCGCUCGAGCAGAGGAUGGUUUCAUUCAUAUUGGUGUGUAGUUCUACGUCGUAGUAUUAUUGCUGUCGUCUGGUACAUAUUUACAAGUUG